Messenger RNA from Saccharomyces paradoxus, 1749 nucleotides. It is a transcript of the gene CNM67, whose product is annotated as Cnm67p. Bases 1 to 1749 code for a protein of 582 amino acids. The transcript has a single exon. The record is from RefSeq and is a predicted model, not a curated record. NCBI's taxonomy places the organism in Eukaryota, Fungi, Ascomycota, Saccharomycetes, Saccharomycetales, Saccharomycetaceae.
AUGACUGAUUUUGAUCUGAUGAAUUUUCCCUUUCAUGAACGCUUAGAUUCUCCUGUAUCCGAUGAUGCAGAAAUGAAAGACGAAAAACCGAUUCCACAAAACUGGCUUAAUGAAAACCAUGUUGGAAAAUCGAUCCUGCCUUUAUUUGUCAACCCUGAAGAUGUUAUCAAUUGCAACUUUUCUAAUGCCAGAGACUCGUAUGAAGAGAACAAACCGCCAUCUAUGGAUCGUAUGAAUUAUGAUAGAAAUACUAGUUAUCAAGAGUCUCCGAGAUUACAAGAACGACCAAAAAACGAACAAAAUAAAUCUCCCAUAGUUACUGAUACUCAUAAAAAAGAUGUACCUAACUUCAUACACUCUACUCCUAGAGAAAACUCUUCGACGAAGCAUUUUACCAAAGCGAGCGAGCAGGUUCCUUCUCAAGGGAGCGAUGAAAAUGCAUCGUCAGUUAUCUCUAUAGAAGACUGCAAUGGUGCCAAACUUUCUCUACAAAGCUCUUUAUCUAAAGAGGAUUUUAGAGUUUUAGAAAAUGUGAUACUUGGGUAUCAAAAAAAGGUCAUCGAAUUAGAUAGAGAUAAUCUAAGGCAAGAGGAAAGGUCAAACUCUUUACAAAAGGAGCUCGAAGCUGCCAUGAGGUCAAACGACAAAAAAUUAGAUGACGAAAAAAAAAUUGAAGAACAGACAGUAUUAAUUGAAAACCUAACAAGGGACCUCUCACGGAAUAGGGAAAUGUUAGGAAAAGCCAAUGAUACUAUUCAGACAAAACACACUGCAUUAUUAAGUCUCACUGACUCCUUACGAAAAGUCGAGCUGUUUGAAAUACCGAUUGGUAUACUAUUUUUUGACCUGUAUGACUCGGAGGAAAAUUCUUCAAAAUUAGAUCACAUAUUACAAGAAAAAUAUCCUAAAAUCAAAGGGUUUUUAUGUGUAUCACACCAAGAGGAACAAAACCGCCUUUCUCAGCGAUUUAAGAAUGCAAAAUCAGAAAUUGAGGAUCUCCAAAAUGAGAUAGAAACUAAAAAAAGUGAAAUUCAGACUAUGAGAGAAAAAAAUAAUAAUUUAAUUGGUACGAAUAAGACCCUCUCCAAGCAGAAUAAAAUACUAUGUGAUAAAUUCGACAAAUUAACCAUUGACGAGAAGGAAAUCCUAAAAGGAUGUAAUGAGGAAAUAAAAACUAAGUUAGAAAGAUUAAAUGAAAGACUAGGAUCAUGGGAGAAAAGCAAAGAAAAUUAUGAAGCAUCGUUGAAAGAUAAAGACAAAUUGCUGGGAGAUGCUGAAAAGAAAACAAGCACUAUGUCAAAGGAACUAGAUAAUUUGAGAUCCCGGUUAGGAAAUUUAGAGGGAAAUACUUCAGAAAAAAUUACAGUAAGAAAUAUUUUACAAUCAAGACCCGAUAUUUCAGCAGAAGAAUGUAAUUUUCUUUUGGUUGAACAAAUUGAUUCAGCAAAUUUGACUACCUUACAAAAUACUGUAAAAGAAAUUGUUUUGGCUGUUGGUAUUCCUUACCCAAAGCUGAGGCGAAAAAUUCCUUUAUUGGCUAUUAAAUUGAAAUAUGAAAAUAUUAUGCUUUCCAAUUUCGCUCAACGUCUGCAUAGACAAGUAUAUAAUCAAGAAAUGAAUCUAAAAAAAUUUACGGACCAAGCAUACUAUGAGUUUAUGUCAACGCGUAGGAUGGAUUCCAUAGAUCACCAUUUGGAGAGGUGUCUGGACCAUCUGUAUGAUCAUAUCUUGGAGAAGAUGGUCAAAUAA